Besnoitia besnoiti is the source of this 6459-nucleotide messenger RNA. RefSeq lists its product as uncharacterized. NCBI's taxonomy places the organism in Eukaryota, Apicomplexa, Conoidasida, Eucoccidiorida, Sarcocystidae. The transcript has 15 exons. The record is from RefSeq and is a predicted model, not a curated record. Bases 1 to 6459 code for a protein of 2152 amino acids. Gene Ontology annotation, cellular component: peroxisome. Gene Ontology annotation, biological process: lipid homeostasis; fatty acid beta-oxidation using acyl-CoA oxidase. Gene Ontology annotation, molecular function: FAD binding; acyl-CoA oxidase activity; fatty acid binding.
AUGAAUGUAAUCCCCCCACCUACGUUCUCGCCUCCCUCGGAGGAGAAGGAGAACAUUCUUGGGCCUCCCGAGGCACUUGCACCUUUGCCGGGCCACGAGACUCAUUUGCACCCGAGUCUCGUUGCUGGAGUCCCGGUCGCUUCCUGGAAUUUCUUUCGUUUGUUACUGGCGGGAGACAGUCAUGCAGCCCGUCGCGGCGUGCAGAGAGUUGCUCUCGAGAAUCUGGAGCUCUUCACUCCGCGGUUCAACGUUCCUCUCGCGACGCAGCGCGACCUUGCUCUGAAGCGCCUUAAAAAACUAUGCGGCGCUGGACUGUUCUCUGUGUAUGAUUUCGAUAGAGCCCCCCGCCGUCUCCUGACUAUGCACGAAUGCUGUGGCAUGCUGGAUGCUUCGUUGGCUACAAAGUUUACCGUCCAAUUCAACCUUUUUGGGGGAACUCUCUUGCGCCUGGGCUCGAAAGAAAAUCAUGUCCAACGCGAAGUCCUCACCAAGAUCGACAGUCUUCAAGAGAUUGGAUGCUUCGCGCUGACGGAACUGGGUUAUGGCAACAAUGCUGUGUGCCUGGAGACUACCGCUACAUAUGACCCUAAGAGGGAGGAGUUCCUUAUCAACUGUCCAACAACACUGUCACAGAAAUACUGGAUCACCAAUGGUGCCCUGCAUGCUUCCUGGGCGAUCGUCUUCGCACAGCUGAUCAUUCGAGGGGCCAGUCACGGUGUUCACGCUUUCCUUGUGCGGAUCCGGCAGCGAUCUGGAAUCUUAGGCAGUGAUGGCGAGCUCCGCGUUUGCCCAGGGGUGAAGAUAGAAGAUAUGGGCCACAGGAUAGGAUGCAACGGUGUUGACAAUGCGAAAAUUACCUUCACAAACGUGAGAGUCCCUCGGUCGCAUUUGCUCGACAGCAUCACGAAGGUCGAGCCGGAUGGCAGCUUGUUUUCUGUCGUAGAGGACCCGGAUUCCCACUCGCCCGACUUACAGCAAUUCUUAAAGAAUCACAAACACUCGACGGCAACGGCGGAAAAUACCUCGAAAGAAAUCAGCUCUGUUUCCAGUUCAGCUGGUGACGCAAGAAAGGCAAACAUGACAGACCGGAAACCUCGGCGCGGCAUCCGGGAGCAUGCGUCGUCACACGAAGAGAUGCGGAGCGCCGGCAUGGCGGGGACGGGCAGCAGACAACGCGAAAUCUCGAGGUCAAAAGGUCACGAGAAGGAAGCGGGAGGGCGAGCGGCGCCGGGGGGGGCAGGAGAGCAGAGGCAAGGGCCAGUCGUGAGCUCCGUAUCGACCGCGCGAAACCGCUUUCUUCUCCAAACCGAACAGCUGCUGUCUGGGCGCCUCUGCAUCGCCUCCAUGAUGAUGGGUGGGAUAAAAAUUGUGCUCACCAACACCUUCCACUAUUCUUCCUCCCGCCUCUCGACAGGUCCCUCGGGGCUUUCGGACACGCCGAUUCUGUCCUUCGCGGUACAGAAGCAGACGCUGGUGCCGCUCCUCGCUCAGGCCCUGGUGCUGAUGGCGUGGACUAACGAGGUGAAGGCACUCUACGAACGCUUUUCGAGGAUUAUUACCCAGACUGCUUCUGUCAGGCAGGCCUUUCUGAUGGAGAAAAUUGCACUCUUCGCAGCGCGCACGCAGCAGUCGCAGCUCGCGAACGAGGAGGGCCUUCCUGCGGGAAGCGCUGAAUCACGCACAUCAUCGUCGCGCUGGGGGUCGGCGGAGGACCGCGGAACGCGUGCAGAGGAACGGGAUGAGAAUAUACGCAACAGAAACAGACAUAAACAAGCACAAAAACCUCAGUUCCCAUUCCUCAUUGGGUCGAUGCCUGUGAGAGGGCUGCUGGAAGCGCACGCGAGCGCACAUUUCGAAGUUCUGCUUCACUGCUGCGCGCUCAAGCCGACCGUCGCCUGGUGUGCCGAGCGAAUCGCCACCGAAGGCAGAGAAAGAUGUGGCGGCGGCGGAUUCUUGAGUGCCAACCUCUUUGGAGAAUUCAUCGGCGCUGCGCAUGCAGGGCUCACUGCAGAGGGCGACAAUCGCGUGCUGUACGCGAAAGUGAGCAAGGAGAUUUUCACGCGCUCUCUCCAGCACAAUUCGCCAGCGUGGCUUCGGGCCUUGACAGAGCCUCUGCCAACUUGGUUCCACUCCGCGUUUGCAGCACGGAGGAGCGCACAACCCUCCUCUGCUGAAGGACAAAGAAACCAAUCGGCGCGGUCUCCGUCGUUUUCCCCAUUAUUUUCCGUGCACCUCGACACGCACUUACCCAUCCUUCCGCCGCCGACAGAACCCUCGUUUCCUCCGCCGCUCGAGUGUGGCCCGGGAGGCGGAUCGACUUCAGGAAGCAGCAGCUAUCCGCCGCCUCUCUACGGCCCCGAGGGGGAGCUUCUAACUCACGUGCACGUCCUGCUUCGCCACAGGAUUACUCGAAAGAUUCAGAGGCUGAAAGAGCUUCUCCAGAGGAAACAAAUGAAGAAAAUGUGUCAGCACGGCGCCCCAGGCAUGCAAGCGAGAGUCAACGAGAAUGACGGACCCGCAUCAAAGCGCGGGUCUUGUUCCAGUGCACAUACAGCCAAGAUGGACUCACGUAUGCAGAAGAAAAAAGUCGUUUACGACCUAUGGAUGGCCGACCUGGACACACACGACCUCAUUUACUCGUCCAGUCCCGCAUCCAUCGCCAAAUGCUUCGCUGACUUGGCGGCUUUUGAGGCGUAUUUGAGACUUUUGGGGCACAUGAUGCAGCACGAGCACGAGCUCUGCGCCCAGGCUCUGGAAGCACCGCUGUGCCUUUUCGGCUUGUCGUGUUUGGAGAAUGACCUCGGAUUCUUCGUGGGUGAAGAGUUCAUCAAACCUCAGGAAGUGCCCUUGCUUCACCGUGCCAAAAACGACUGCGUCGAGAGAGUGGCGGAGAUCUCCAUGGAGCUGAUUAGAUGCUUUGGCAUCCCUGAUAAGCUGCUCUUUGCGCCCAUUGCCGGAGACUGGGCCGCGUACAACAACAUAUGCGAACCGAAACACGGAGAGCUCUUGCCCUGGGUCGGUGCUGCAUACGUGAGCUUCGAGGCGAGCCAUGGUGUUUACACUAGAGGAAAACGCUUCAUUUGUGAGCCCGGGGUCAAUCGACUGGGCAACAAGGCGGCCCACUCGCAUCCGGUCUUUGUCGAUAAUUGUGGCCGCCGCCUCGAGGGAGAUCCCGAGGAGCCAAAGGGACUGCAAGGCGAACAGAAGGGUGUGAGCGAGAGAGAAGAUACUCUCAACAAAAAGAAUCUCUCUUCCCUAGAAGCAGGCGCCCUUCUCAGCGGCGAGCAGAGCUUCCACAAGCUCGCUUGUGGUGGAGCUCUCCACGACCCUCGCUCCUCUGUGCGCGAUCGUCUCCCCUCCCUCGUCACCAUUCUCCUCAUUUCUGUGUUUUUGACUCUCAGUCUAGCUCUUCCCUCUCGUCUUCUCCGACAGGACAGAGAGUCUUUCUUCUCGAGGCUCGGGAGGGAGCACCCAGUCAGGCCCUCUAUAGCUUCGCGCUCACAGAGCUCACCGUCUCUCGGCUCACGCGCGUCCCUGUUGACGCAUGUUGGGCAAGGCACAGAAGACGCCUCUGCCUUUUCUUCUGAAGAGGCUUCGCCCGCGGCUGCUCCAGGGGGAGCCCAGACUCCGAUUUCUUUCGUUUCAUUAGCAAGUCCUCUUGGAGGAACCGCAGUCUUUUCCGGAGAGCCUCUGGGACUCACAGGCUCCAGAGGGUUUUCACACUCCUCCCUGAGUGUAGGAGACGUGCGGGCGCCGGCCUCUGCGCACAGGCGGCUUUCAGAGGCCCCCCAGCGACGCGGGAACGCAGCAGACCUGUCUUCUCCGGACCCUGGCGCGGCGAGUAGAUCUUACGCCGCGUCGGGCGCGCCUGCACCGCCCCCCCUUCCCGCGGACCGACCGGCGACUUUUAUCGAACGAGGCAGUGCCUCGGCCGAGAGGAACGGCGCUGAUUCUUCCCAGACUGUGUUUACCAAAUCGAGCUUGGAGAAGUUGCCAGACGCUUCGUCCUCGCCUGGGCGCAGGCGCUUUCGAGGCGCUGCGCGAGCAGCCAGGAGCGGCGAGGCAGAACCGAUGCCCCAGGGCGCGCCAGCGAGCGCGGUCAACGCGGCGCACGGAGGUUUUCAGACAGAGGGGCCGUGGAGAAACCUUGUCGUGAGGCGAGAGCGCUCAGGCGCUUGGCCAGCGGGAAAGCCAGACGCAGCCCAGCUAGCGGAAAGGAGCGUGCAGGAAGAGGAGGAAGGGGAGGGAGCAAACAGCCUCGUCACUGCAGACGACGAAGCGCCGCGGAGCGAGACGCACGCCACGGAGGAGACGACGUUUCUGCGCAACGUGCUGCCACAGGCAUCGCCGUCGUUCUUGGAGGUCGGACGAGGCUCGGAUCGUGAUGACGAGAGCGACGACGACGAGGAGGAGCACUCGCAUAGGCGGCGGGGAGACGACGAUGAUCGAGCCAGCGACCGCGAUCACGACGACGACAGAGACGACGAUAGCCACUCGCGGAGAGACAGAGACGACGAUCGCCGCUCGCGGAGAGACAGAGACGACGAUCGCCACUCGCGGAGAGACAGAGACGACGAUCGCCACUCGCGGAGAGACAGAGACGACGAUCGCCACUCGCGACGGCAUGACCGGUACGAAGACGACGAUGACGGCGACCACGGGGACCACGGGAAAGACGACGAAGAUCGCAGCCCUCCUCGCGGCCGCCGCGGGGGGCGUCGCCACAGGAGAGACGACGAGGAGAGCGAGGAAGGCCGGGAAGAGCGCCGAGAAAGAGAAGAGGAAAAAAACGAAGAGCGCCGCGAGCGGGAAGACGAGAGCCGAGAGGACCGGGCGGAGCGCGAGGCGGAAAAGCGGGAGAAGAAGCGAGACAGAGAAGAGGAGCGAAAGCAUGAAACAACAGAACAAGUGCGAGAGCGGCUCGCCGAAAGUGCAGCCGCACCGGGCAAGAGACUCUUGGGGACCUUGCCAACCCUCAUUCCCUUGAAGGGACCCAACUUGGUCCCGGCGUGGGCUUCAAAUCCGGCCGCCGGUCAAGCCCAAGCCGCAACGCCCGACGCACAGAAAGCGCCGCAAGCCGCCCUGCAAGAAGGAUCUCUAAAGGGCGAACGGAAGCAUCAGAAGCACAAAAAAGACGACGAUGACGACGAUGACGACGACGAUGACGACGAUGACGAUGACGAUGAUCACAAAGGCAAAAAGGGGGGGAAGGAACAUGCAGUCCACAAACACGAUCACAACGAAGCUACCGCCUCGGUUGCUGCCGCGAAGAAGGAGCAGGCGCCAGCCACGCCUUCCAUCGUGGCCGCCGCGACGCCUGUCGCCACCGCGACGCCUCCUGCAGGCUCCCACCGCAGGGACUCCUGCAGCCGCCCCCGGCGUGGCUCCGGGUGCAGUGCCUGCAGGCGUCGCGGUCCCCCUCGCCGCGGCGCCGGCCGGGCUCCUGGCAGCGGCAGGCCUCUACGGCGCGGCUCCUACUCCGCAGGCUGCAGCGGCGGGCGCUUCUCCGGGUACCCCUGCUUCCCCCGGGACUCCUGCUUCCCCCGGGACUCCUGCUUCCCCCGGGACUCCUGCUUCCCCCGGGACUCCUGCUGCCUCCGGGACUCCUACUGCCUCCGGGACUCCUACUGCCUCCGGGACUCCUGCUGCCUCCGGGACUCCUGCUGCCCCCGGGACUCCUGCUGCCCCGGGACUCCUGCUGCCUCCGGGACUCCUGCUUCCCCCGGGACUCCUGCUGCCUCCGGGACUUCUGCUUCCCCCGGGACUCCUGCUGCCUCCGGGACUUCUGCUGCCUCCGGGACUCCUGCUGCCUCCGGGACUUCUGCUGCCUCCGGGACUCCUGCUGCCUCCGGGACUUCUGCUGCCUCCGGGACUCCUGCGGAAGCCGCCGCUGCCGCCGCGGGAGCAGCCGCCCCAGGCAGCCCAGCUGCGCCUGGGGCUCCGGGGGUCGCGGUGCCCGCCAGUCCCGGGGUAGUGGUCCCACUGGGGACCACUCCUGAGCAAGCGCUUUUGAGCGCAGUAGUCGCCGAAGAGAAGGCUCGAGAACAGCAGGUGGCUGCCGCUGCGGCGGCUCAAGGCGUUGCCGCUGCUGCUGCUGCAGAGGGCGGCAGCAAGCGGGGGUGGAAGGGCUGGAGUUUGGGGCUGUUAAUUUUUGUGGUGAUUCUCUGUUUUUCGUGUUGCGGCGGGUGCGGGUACAUCUGCAAUAACAAACUUGGCCGCAGCCUGCGCAGAAUGAAGCGGAAGUACAAGGAGGCUCUUCAGAGGCGAAAGCUCUCCGAAAUCGAGAAGGAGCGCGCGAAGGGGAAGUCCAGCAGCGGGGAAGAAGGCAGCGGGGAAGAAGGCAGCGGCGACAACGGCAAGAAAAAACACCGCGGAAGCAAAGACAAGUCGUCGUCGGGGGGCGAGCGCAACGACUCGAAGCGAGGCCAGAAGACACUCAAACUCCGAGGAAAUCACUAG